AUGCGGCGCCGCGCCGCCCGGGGACCCGGCCCGCCGUUCCCCCGGGCCGGGGUCCCGCCGCUGCCGCUGCUGCUGCUCGCGCUGGCCGCUCGUGGGGGCUACGCGGCUCCCGCGCCCCACGCGGAGGACCUCAGCCUGGGAGUGGAGUGGCUGAGCAGGUUUGGCUAUCUGCCCCCAGCGGACCCCGAAACAGGACAGCUGCAGACACCAGAGGAGCUAUCCAAGGCCAUCGUGGCCAUGCAGCGGUUCGGAGGCCUGGAGGCCACUGGCGUCCUAGAUGAGGCCACCCUGGCGCUGAUGAAAACUCCUCGAUGUUCCCUCCCUGACCUCCCGGCCGCAGCCCCGGCUCGAAAGAGACGCCAGGCUCCAGCCCUGACCAAGUGGAACAAGAGGAACCUGUCGUGGAGGGUCCGCACUUUCCCGCGGGAUUCGCCCCUGGGCCGCGACACAGUGCGGGCACUCAUGCACUACGCACUCAAAGUCUGGAGCGACAUCACUCCCCUGAACUUCCACGAGGUGGCCGGCAGCGCCGCCGACAUCCAGAUCGACUUCUCCACGGCCGACCACAACGACCGCUACCCCUUCGACGGCCCGGGCGGCACAGUGGCCCACGCCUUCUUCCCGGGUGACCACCACACCGCAGGGGACACCCACUUUGACGACGAUGAGGCUUGGACAUUCCGCUCCUCAGAUGCCCACGGCAUGGACCUGUUUGCAGUGGCUGUCCACGAGUUUGGCCACGCCAUCGGGCUGAGCCACGUGGCAGCCACUCGCUCCAUCAUGCAGCCGUACUACCAGGGCCCGGUGGGUGACCCGCUGCGCUACGGGCUCCCCUACGAGGACAGGGUGCGCGUCUGGCAGCUGUACGGCGUGCGGGAGUCGGUGUCCCCCACGGCUCAGCCGGACACCCCAGAGCCUGAGGAGCCACCCCUCCUGCCAGAGCCCCCUGACAAUCGGUCCAGCACCCCGCCCAGGAAGGACGUGCCCCACAGAUGCAGCGCCCACUUUGACGCAGUGGCCCAGAUCCGCGGUGAGGCCUUCUUCUUCAAAGGCAAGUACUUCUGGCGGCUGACCCGGGACCGCCACCUGGUGUCGCUGCAGCCGGCACAGGUGCACCGUUUCUGGCGGGGCCUGCCGCUGCACCUGGACAGCGUGGACGCCGUGUACGAGCGCACCAGUGACCACAAGAUCGUCUUCUUCAAAGGAGACAGAUACUGGGUGUUUAAGGACAAUAACGUAGAGGAAGGAUACCCGCGGCCUGUCUCGGACUUCGGCCUCCCGUCGGGCGGCGUCGAUGCCGCCUUCUCCUGGGCCCACAAUGACAAGACUUAUUUCUUUAAGGACCAGCUGUACUGGCGCUACGAUGAGCACACACGCCGCAUGGACCCCGGCCACCCGGCCCAGAGCCCCCCGUGGAGGGGUGUCCCCAGCACGCUCGACGAUGCCAUGCGCUGGUCCGACGGUGCCGCCUAUUUCUUCCGCGGCAAGGAGUACUGGAAGGUGCUGGACGGCGAGCUGGAGGUGGCGCCCGGGUACCCACAGUCCACCGCUCGGGACUGGCUGGUCUGCAGAGACCUACCCGCCGAACCCGAGGGCAUGGAUGGAGAGGCCGGGGCCCACGCGCGACCGGGACAGCGCGACCAUAGCCGCUCGGAGGACGCCUACGAGGUCUGCUCCUGCACCUCCCUCGCUGCCCCUGCCUCGCGGGUCGCGGGCCCACCGCUGGCCGUGCUGCUAAGCUUCCUGUGGACAGCGGCCCAGGCCCUGACGCUGUGACAUUCGGUGCUGGCCUUCUGGCCAGGGCCCGGAGCUAUGAAGUGCAAGGACUGGUGCCCGCCCCUCCAGCACCCUAGGCAAGCGUGGCAGCAGAGCGGACCCCGCCUUGAGGCUGGGGACGGGCGCCCCUAUUCCCGGGCCGAGGCCACCAGCUGCAGCCUCCCUAGCUCUGGCAGAGGCCAGCAGAGGGCGCUGCUCCUCGGGCCGUGGAUGCUGGAGUAGCGCGCGCCUGGCCUUGACUGCCGGCUGUGAGCUGGGAAGACUUCUUCACGGCCCUGAUGGGGGCCGGAGCUGUCUUUUUCAGCCUGUGAGUGACGGCGUCUCAUGGAAAUUAACAGAAGAUUAAUAUCUCACGGAGACUGACAGGAAUGGGCAGGAGUGGGGGCGUUACAUCAGGCCUCGGGGCCCCCAGCUCCGCAGGCCCUGGGAAGGGCAGCCCGGGGGUCCCACGGCCACCCCCUCCCCAUCACCGGACCGCACU
Molecule: messenger RNA, 2257 nt
Organism: Budorcas taxicolor (takin)
Lineage: Eukaryota; Metazoa; Chordata; Mammalia; Artiodactyla; Bovidae
Gene: MMP17
Product: matrix metallopeptidase 17
Exons: 10
Coding region: 1-1776 (591 amino acids)
Biological process (GO): proteolysis; collagen catabolic process; extracellular matrix organization
Cellular component (GO): extracellular matrix
Molecular function (GO): zinc ion binding; metalloendopeptidase activity
Source: RefSeq, a predicted model, not a curated record